AUGGGUUAAAAUUAGAACUAGACUGACAUUGCAUUGGAGUCUGAGAGUUCUAAAUGGUUUUGGUAAUACAGACAAGAUUUGUAAUUUGUCUCUGCUCUUGUCCAGAAAGCAAUGAGUCACAGAAAAUCCUUGAAAACACCAAAUAAUUGAGAUUCCUGGGACUGCAUUUGAACAUGUAAAGGAUCAUGGCUGAAACUGCAGUUUGCCUUGGCACAUUCACUGCUGUGAAGACACUUUGGGAAGUGAGAAUACACAAGAUAAAUGAAGAAUUACAGAAAGAAAAGGAACUCAGGCAGAGGUCUGCAGGAAGGCUACUGCUUGUCUGGGAGGAAAGAGCUGCUUUGGCAAAGCUCAAAGAAAGAGUUAUUAAUGAAGGUGGAAGAGCAAUUUUAAGGAUAGAGGAAGAAGAAUGGAAGACACUACCUUCGUGCUUAUUGAAACUAGUCCAUCUCCAGGAAUGGCAGCUUCAUAGAACUAGUCUGCAGAAAAUUCCUCAAUUUAUUGGAAGAUUUCAGAGUCUUGUUGUUCUGGAUCUAUCCCGGAACUCAAUUGAAAGUGUACCUAAGGAAAUUGGCCAGCUGACCAGCCUCCAAGAGCUGCUUCUCAGUUACAACAGAAUAAAGUCUGUUCCAAAGGAAAUAAGUAACUGCAUCAGUCUGGAAAGAUUGGAACUGGCUGUCAACAGGAAUAUCUGUGAUCUUCCUCCUCAGCUCAGUGAUUUAAAGAAGCUUUCACACAUAGAUUUGUGCAUGAAUCAGUUUACUACCAUCCCUUCAGCUCUCCUCAACAUGCCACAUCUAGAAUGGUUAGAUAUGGGGGGAAAUAAACUCCAGGAGCUUCCUGAUGCAAUUGACAGAAUGGAAAAUCUCCACACUUUAUGGCUCCAAAGGAAUGAGAUAAACUCUUUGCCAGAAACCAUUUGUAAUAUGAAAAAUCUUAGUACUCUUGUUCUUAGCAACAACAAGCUUAAGGAUAUUCCAGCUUGUAUGAAGGAUAUGACAAAUCUGAGAUUUGUCAACUUCAGAGACAACCCACUGGAGCUAGAGGUAACCCUCCCUCCGUGUGAGGAUACAGAGGAGGAGGAGCAGCAGGAAAUGUUCGGCAUUGACUUCAUGCACAUCUAUAUCCAGGAGUCCCUCAAGAAAACAGGAAAUCUGGAAAGUUGUACUUCUGAUCCUCCUCCGAUCAUAAAUCCUAAUGAAUAAAGAAUGUAACUGAGAAUGGAAGACAAUACCAAGUAUACUUCUUCCCAGCAAAGAGGCCUACAACAGGUGUCAAAUAUUCUUAGGGAUUUUAUUUUUCCACUGAUGAGAACUGGUUUGCAUAUGUGUAAUUCCCAGUGACACUGGGAAAUAUAAGACCUUUUCCUGGGUACAGGAAAGACUAAAACAUUUUUUUUGGUAAACACUGAAUUAGCUUUUUAAAAAAAUCCAGAUAAGUUUUUUAGGUUUUUUUUUCCCUAACAAUUCCAAAUUAUCUCCUGUCAUGUAGUUGGCUCUGUUAUCAAAAAUGGACUUGGGACAGCUGUCAACAGGACAUUCUCCAAGGAUACAGCAGACUCUGUGUAAUACUGUAGUGCAGCCUUGUAUCCUUGUUGUUGUAAAUAUUCAAUCCGUCCGUGAUCAAUCAGCCGUUUACAGAGGCAACCUAUCUCCUUUCGUUCUUCAACAGUAAGUAUCCUAGUGAAUAAAAGGGAGGAAAAGAAUGAACAUCUGUCAGAGGAAUAGUUUGGUUAGUUAACAUUAGUAGUUAAGCUUAGAGAAACUACUGAAAUCACUGUAAGUUCAUUUCAGUCAGGCAACUGUGACUGUUGGUAUAUUUUGAAAUGUACAUCCAUAAAACCUGUAUUUUUAAAGUAAAGUAUUUCUGUAAGUUCA
Messenger RNA from Manacus vitellinus (golden-collared manakin), 1877 nucleotides. It is a transcript of the gene LRRC39, whose product is annotated as leucine rich repeat containing 39. Lineage: Eukaryota; Metazoa; Chordata; Aves; Passeriformes; Pipridae. Gene Ontology annotation, molecular function: protein binding. The transcript is spliced from 9 exons. The record is from RefSeq and is a predicted model, not a curated record. The coding region runs from base 186 to 1205 and encodes 339 amino acids.